Vigna umbellata (rice bean) is the source of this 543-nucleotide messenger RNA. The record is from RefSeq and is a predicted model, not a curated record. NCBI's taxonomy places the organism in Eukaryota, Viridiplantae, Streptophyta, Magnoliopsida, Fabales, Fabaceae.
AUGACGACGCGGGUCACCUCUCCGCCUCCCGAAAAAUGUUCUGGCGGUGGCGUCGUGGUCAUCUUCCCGGACUGCCGAAGGUCCUCACAGAGAGAACUGGGUAAGGGUUUUGCGGAUUCUGGCAGCGUAGAAGGUCCUCACAGAGAGAACCGGCGAUUCCCUCCACCGCCACUUACACCUCGGUCGCAGCAGAAUUGUAAGGCGCGCUCUUGCUUGCCACCGCUGCAACCGCUGUCUAUCGCUCGGCCACCACCCCGGGAGGGAGAGGUUGAUUUUGUGUACAGGACUUUGUGGCUGCAGGAUAGUCCCUCUGAGGACAUUACUAGUAUCUUCUAUGAUGUGUUUGACUACUUGGAGGACUUUAGGGAACAAGGUGGGAGGGUGUUUGUGCACUGUUGUCAAGGGGUGUCUCGGUCUACAUCUUUGGUGAUUGCUUACCUUAUGUGGAGGGAGGGACAAAGUUUUCAUGAUGCAUUUCAGUUUGUGAAGGCUACAAGAGGGAUUGCUGAUCCGAAUAUGGGGUUCACUUGUCAGUUGUUGUAG